This is a messenger RNA of Rotaria socialis, 930 nucleotides long. The record is from the annotation of a GenBank genome assembly. Lineage: Eukaryota; Metazoa; Rotifera; Eurotatoria; Philodinida; Philodinidae.
AUGCCCGAUGAACGGGCCAAAUCAACACCAGUAGAAUUCAAGGGCAAACUAAUUUGGGAACUUAUCUUCGAUUACAACCAUAUAGGAAAAGAUGCGACAGGAAAAUAUGAGAAGAAGGAGGUAAUAAGAGAGAAAUACCAAGCGCGUACCGUGGUGGAGACAGUGAAUGAAACUGCGAAAACUACAACCACUACGAACAAUGUUUCAUUAAACCUUGGUGCCGCAACUAAACUACUGUCCGCAAGCAUUGGUUCUAGUUUUGAGAAUUCAAAAAACGUUUGCGAAUUCAUGUCAAAACGAAUGGAAGAAAAUAAGGACUAUGAACGUGAAUGGGAAAUUGAAGAAAAAUAUGAACAUGAAGUCGGCCCUAACACUCAGUUAGCGUUGUAUCGAAUAUAUUUUAUGGCACCAGGUGUUGUUUGUCCAGGGGGUUUGGUUACGAAUAGACAGGACGAUAAAGACGUCCACAUCAUGAUUAAUGUGCAAACAAUCGAAUUAAUUCGAAAUCUCAUCGUCGUUUAUGGCGAUAAUCCAUCUGAUGCACCAACAGAGAAUCGGGUACAAGAAAUAAAAAAUCAGAACGAUGUUCAAUCUGAUGAUCUGAAUAAAGACUUUCGCGGAAAAUAUACAUGGCUUGUCGCCGAAUAUACAACAAAUGUGGAAGAUGCCGCUUCAAGCUUUCUCAUCUAUAUGCAAUCGCAAGAAAAACAUGGCAUGGAAGACAUUGCGCGUGGCACUGGUGGAGAUUUCCGAUAUGUUGUUCCAGUAAAAAACCAACGGGAAAAGAAAAAGAUUAAUGAGAUUAACCUAUUACGCUCUAGUAACUCGGUGGACGUUGUACCUGAUGGUUAUUCUGGAAAGUCAAUUGACAUAAACAGAGGUCGCAAAAAAGAUUUUUUGUAUCUUAUUUGGAAAACUGUGGACACAUAA